Penicillium diatomitis is the source of this 1962-nucleotide messenger RNA. Its product is annotated as DNA-(apurinic or apyrimidinic site) lyase APN2. The record is from RefSeq and is a predicted model, not a curated record. Gene Ontology annotation, molecular function: phosphoric diester hydrolase activity; DNA-(apurinic or apyrimidinic site) endonuclease activity; double-stranded DNA 3'-5' DNA exonuclease activity. The transcript is spliced from 6 exons. NCBI's taxonomy places the organism in Eukaryota, Fungi, Ascomycota, Eurotiomycetes, Eurotiales, Aspergillaceae. Bases 1 to 1962 code for a protein of 653 amino acids. Gene Ontology annotation, biological process: base-excision repair. Gene Ontology annotation, cellular component: nucleus.
AUGGGGCUCCGCAUCACGACGUGGAACGUGAAUGGCAUUCGUAAUCCAUUCUCGUACGAGCCAUGGAGGGGAACUCGGACUUUUGAGGCCAUGUUCAAAAUUCUGGAAUCAGACAUUGUCGUUUUCCAGGAAACUAAAAUUCAGCGGAAAGACCUUCGCGAUGACAUGGUCUUAGUUCCAGGUUGGGACUGCUAUUUCAGCCUACCUAGGGUGAAAAAGGGAUAUUCUGGAGUCGUAAUCUAUACGCGGAACGAGACCUGUGCUCCAAUUCGUGCCGAAGAGGGGAUUCUUGGUACACUCUGCCCUCCAAAUUCAACAAUCCCAUAUCGAGACCUCCCAGGAGACCGGCAGAUUGGGGGAUAUCCAACUCUUGACCAGUUGCGAGUACCCGCAACUGUGGAUUCAGAGGACCAAGACGGAGAAUCAGAUGUGGAAAAGGCGCCAGAAGAGCCGAUUGAUCCGGCAGUCCUCGACUCGGAGGGAAGAUGUGUUGUACUUGAGUUUCAGGCCUUCGUUCUUAUCGGGGUGUACUGUCCAGCCAAUCGCGACGAAAGCCGUGAUAUGUUUCGGCUCAGCUUUUUGAACGCACUUGAUGCGAGGGUCCGCAAUCUUGUUGCCAUGGGAAAACGCGUUUUUGUGACAGGUGACAUCAACAUAGCGAAACAGGCUAUCGAUUCUGCCCAUGCUCUUGAGGCAAUUCGCAAAAAUACCGCUACGGAGGAUGAAUACGUAUCAACUCCAUCGCGCAGGCUCUUCAAUCAAUUGCUUGACAACGGCAAAGUCAUCGGCUCUCGCGAUGAAGGUAGAGGCCAGCCAGUGAUGCAUGACAUUUGCAGAUCGUUUCAUCCUGACCGCAUUGGCAUGUAUACCUGCUGGGACACCAGGCUCAAUACCCGACCUGGCAACUUCGGUGCUCGGAUAGAUUAUGUGCUUUGCACACUCGACAUGAAGGACUGGUUUGCAGAUUCCAAUAUUCAAGAAGGGUUGAUGGGUUCGGAUCACUGUCCUGUUUAUGCCGUGUUCAAGGACAGAGUACCGUACAAGGGAGACUUGGUACAUACUCUGGACUUGAUGAAUCCACCGGGUGUUUUCAAGAACGGUGAGCGCCAGCAGGAAUAUACAUCUCAAUGGAUGCUACCUGAGUCUGGUCGCCUACUGCCUGAGUUCAAUGUCGACAAAAGGCAAAGCAUCAAGGAUAUGUUUGCGCGGAAGCCCACUCCUGCUCUUCAUCGAGCCUCAUCCACGGCCACUACCACCAAUAAAUCAACACCCCCAGAGACAGUGACUCCCGCAAUAAAAAAAUCAGCGGUGGUUCAGACAGUGUCUGUUCCCGCUUCUCCGGGCCAGAAACGUACCUCGGACAUUUCGUCGCGGAAGAGGUCGCAGCCUCUUUCGACUGCACCAAUAAAGCGCUCGAGAUCAUCAGUAAAUCAGGCCUCUUUGAGUACUGCGACGGGCCAAAAAACCCUCAAAGGAUUCUUCAAGGCGAAAUCAAUGGGUGAGAAGAAUGACAAGACGCCCUCCGAGACGAUGACUGAAGAAAAGUCUCAAACAACUUUCGACGGAGCCUCGUCCCCACAAAAGCAAAAUGGCCCUUUCGAAAUCAAUGCUGGAGGCUCUCGCACCGCCGAAACUCCGACAGAGCCGCAGUCCUCUCAAGUCAGCAUAUCAUCAGCGCAAUCUUCGCCCCAAAAAUCGCAGACCGGCACAUUUAUCGAUCCCAUUGUCAACAAGGAAGACUGGGGCAAGCUCUUUGCGAAGAAACCGGCCCCUCGAUGUGAUAGCCACCAAGAGCCGUGUAUCACUCUCACUACCAAGAAACCAGGAAUGAAUUGUGGUCGAGCAUUCUGGAUCUGCCCGCGACCACUGGGUCCCAGUGGUGAGAAGGAAAAGGGCACGCAGUGGCGGUGUCCCACGUUCAUUUGGGCGAGUGACUGGAACUCGAGCUUACAGGCAGACUAA